Homarus americanus (American lobster) is the source of this 3271-nucleotide messenger RNA. RefSeq lists its product as uncharacterized. Lineage: Eukaryota; Metazoa; Arthropoda; Malacostraca; Decapoda; Nephropidae. The transcript has 7 exons. The coding region runs from base 439 to 969 and encodes 176 amino acids. The record is from RefSeq and is a predicted model, not a curated record.
UCAGCUGUCAACAAGGACUGUUGUUCUCGAAUUUAGAAUCAAAGAAUUGCUAAUUUCUUUGAUGUAGCCUUAUGAAAUGGUGUCCUCUAUAUUAUUAUAUUAAUUGAAACACUGAUGAGGAUGUCCCUAGGUGUAAGUUAUAUGAUGACACGAAGCCAUGAAGCGUAACCGGGGGGUCAUAAUCGGGCAGCAUGAAGCAGCGACGGCGAUCCUCGGGUGCACUGGAGCAGAACUCUUGGUGUGGCUUACACUCCUUCCUCUCCAAGACGUAGUCACAUUUAUACCUACCACUACAAACUCCAAGGUACUUCAGCACCCAUACAAGCAUUUCAAGUUGGGAGAGUUAACCAAGAGGAAUUAUUGACUCCCGUGUGCCAUUAGCCGGCUCUUGACGUUGACUUUUAAACUGAAAAACCAAACCAAACAAGGAAUGAAUUGAUGCAUAGAGCUCUGGGUUGCCUUUUGUGGUUCAUCAUCUUUAAUUCUGACACUGACAUAAGGUAUUUCAAGAUGAGUUCCGACACUUUAACCCUGCCAACAGACAUCGACGUUCAUGAGAGUAUCACUAAUAUUGCCAUCUGGCUUGAAACUCACAGUCAUGCUGGACCUCAACAAACUCCGGAAGAGAUCACAGCAGAAGAUUUAGCUGUAGCUGUGCCGGGUGAGUGUCUCUUCCCCGAGCUCUGUGCUGAAAAUGAAGAAGCAUCCCAUGAAGAAGAGAAAGGCGUCCUUGUUUACACAGACAGUAAUGAAGACAAAUACAUCUGGUUGAAGGGAGAUUGGCAUCCCUUGGAAGGUAUUGAGCAUUACCUCACCAAACAAUGGAUGGGCCCAAGUACUAGUAUAUGGGGUGGUGAGGAUGUAUAUGCCUGUGAUACCCUGGACACCAUGUAUGUGCCGUGUGGCUCGACGGCAGGGACAUUCUCUGGCUCUGUUAAGAACUCUGGCAUCAGAGGUUCCUCCAGGUGACCAUCUUGGCUUGUCUCAUCCAGUGUCUCUCAGCAUGUGCAAAGUUUUACUGAAGUUUAUUCAAGUUUAUCUGAAGCUACGAGAUGCCCUUUGGACAUUGGAUGAGGAUGGUGAAGUUUCUGGGACUGUAACCCUAAUGCUUGGUUCUCUGAUGAUGCGUGGAGCCCUUCAUGGAGCUGGCACCCCUAAUUCCUCACAAUCUCACCAGCCCAUGGAAGAAGCACAACAACCUAUGGAACAGACAGAUCAGCCCAUGGAACAAACAAGUCUGCAGCAGGACACAAAAGCAAGGGUCUCAACAACAGCAGGAGUCAGAACCUUGUGAUACAUCUUAAGGACAAAGGCCAGAGGAGCUGUAACAGGCACUCAAUCUAUUUAUUAAACUUUAUACUGUAUGUUGUUUUUUAAAACUUCAUUUAGAAAUUUUUAUAAAUAAGUUAUAUAAAUUAUAAUUGUAUUCAUUUGAAUUUUAAAAUUAUUUAUAUGAACAAAAAAUAUAAAUUUGUAUGCAUUUUCAUUAUAAAUGGAACAGGAGUCAAUUCCUGAAGCUACUGCAGCUCAGAGAGAGAGAGAGAGAGAGAGAGGCGUGUGUGUGGUUGACGUGAAAAAUGGGAAAGUUAUUCUUUUGAAAUCUGAGAAUAAAAAUAAAAAACAGAUUUCUUGACAAAUUAAAUCCUGUGAAAUCAGGGAAAGCAUGAAAUACUGUACCAUAUCUGUAAGGUUAGUUGUAGUUCAAAGAUCAGAUCAUAUACUGUACUAUACUGUAUUGUUUUUUGUUUUUUGCAUAUGUCCAGGUAUUUCAGCAUCAAUUUAUAUGUCCCAUUCAGGAGAAAAAUGAAGCAGUUCAUUCUUCCACUAUUGUGCAUUAAUGAGUUGCACUUGUGAAAUGUACCAAGUUAAACAAUGGAACUGAAACUGUUCUGGCUUUUAAAGUGUUGAUGAAUGUUGUGCAUGCUUACGUGUAAGACCAGGUAUCAGACAAAGACCUUUAGAAGAGUAUGCUUACCACUUUGUGGUAUUGUCUAUCUGGGUGGAUCCAGGAGUUCACUGGUGCAGAUAACCCCCUCUCCCUGGCUUACUUAGAAAUUACAUUUUGGUACCAGUUUAAAUUGCUUUUCUGCAGCAUGAAGACUUACAGCAGCACUACUAUAUAUAAUUAACUGGGAGCAUAAUUAUAUCCAUUUAUAAAACCGAUUUUACUGUCUACCUUCAUAAAUUAUAAUUUACUGUAUGGUACUGUACUGUACCUGGUGCCUUCCACCCCAAAAUGAUCCUGGAUCUGCUCAUUUACUAUCAGUUGUAUGAAUCUUGACAAAAAUGAUAUUUAUGAAGCAAUAUCUAUGUCAGAUACUGAAAAAGAUACCAACUGUAAUUCACCACAUUGAACGAAUGCAUAAGAUACUCCAUUACGAUGGAGUAACUUGGAUGCCGAGUUAAAGUUUUAAUGUUAUGUAGCUGGUUAGAUAUUUUAUCUCUCCACCAAACCAUAUUGUAAAAGUCGGUUAUAGAGAUAAGAACAAAAUAUUUAGGUAGAUUGGCUGGCCUCAUUCAUUCACCCAAAAAUGUCUACCAUGGGAGGAUAGGAGUAAGUCUACCCAUUCCUCCACUUGGUUGGCCACUCACUCUCCACCAGGGCUUGGUGGUCUGCCACUUUUCUCUACAUUUAUCUUUUAGAGUGUUUAUUAUUUUCCCCAUUUUUGUGUUGUUUUCUUUUCUAAUAUACUUUUAACUACUUCAUCUUAUUUCCUGGAUGUUAAUAUUUAGUAAAGCAACUCCCACUUAUGCCACACAUUGUUAUUUUGAAGUGUCAGCAGUGGAGACUGCUUCACACAGUGUAACAGACAGGCCAUCAUGUAGAAUUCUUAAGUAAUUAUUCCAAGUGUUGUUGCAGUCUUUAGUAUUUAAAAAAGAAACGGUAAGAUUUAUUCACUAUCCACGCUUUGAAUGUAGGAUGAAUCUGAGAUGAUCAUUGUCAAAAAAUUAGAUUGACAAGAAAAUGAGUAUGUUAACUUUACAAUGAAAUUUAAGUCUGUCUCAACUAAUAUUAAACAUUGUGCAUGUAUUCACCAACUGGGUCAAAAUAGAAAAAAGAAGGAAUUGGAAAAUUAGAAAUAUUUAAAAAGGUGAGACUAGGGAAUUCCACCAUAUUUCAAGUGUGUUACUGAAGAAAAUUUUGUGUAACUACAUAAAGUAAAAAUGGUAAAAUAUUUGGAAUUAAACCUGUUCAGGGUAUCAUAGUAGUUUAUGUGACUCUUGUAAAAUUUACAAAAAAAAAAAUCUAAUUUGAUGACAUUGGAUUGAG